Arabidopsis arenosa is the source of this 659-nucleotide messenger RNA. NCBI's taxonomy places the organism in Eukaryota, Viridiplantae, Streptophyta, Magnoliopsida, Brassicales, Brassicaceae. The record is from the annotation of a GenBank genome assembly.
CCAAAUAAAAGCUUAGAGUUUUUGGUCGUAGAAGAAUGGAAGGGAAAAUGAAGAUAGGACCAGUAGGGAAGCAUGAUGCUAGAAGCAGUACAAUUGUUAACUGGGACGAAGGAUCUCACGAUGGCUUCAUCUCUCAGAUAUUUCUAUCUCACAGCGUUGGAGGAAUUCUGUCUAUCCAAUUCCAGUUUGUGAUGGACGGAAAACUCGUUUUAUCCGACCGUCACGGUCCAUUUUCCGGCAACAUGUUUGACGUUAUAGAGCUCAACUAUCCGCAUGAGUACAUCACUGGAAUAAGUGGAGAGUAUUACAAGUAUGAUGCCAGCAAUCCUCACAUAAGGUCUCUCAAAUUCACUACCAACACUAGUGAGUACGGUCCUUUUGGCACCUCCGGUUCGAGCUACGAAAAAUUUGCUUUUAAACUCGGGAAAUCUCCUCAGUUUGGCGGUUUCCAUGGGACUUACGAUGCCUCGGGACUACAGUACAUCGGUGUUUAUCUCCGCCCUAAAACAGUUCUACCCAAAAUAGAUACGGGCAAUGAAGAGCAAACAGAGUCCAAAAUUGUUUUGGGUUGAAAUUGUAUGUAUACUAAAUUAUUAUUCUGCCGAUUUUACAUGCUUAAAAAUAUGAAAUGCUUCUAUGAAUAAACUGAUAUGUGUAAC